Staurois parvus is the source of this 489-nucleotide messenger RNA. The record is from the annotation of a GenBank genome assembly. NCBI's taxonomy places the organism in Eukaryota, Metazoa, Chordata, Amphibia, Anura, Ranidae.
AUGUUGAGGAUGGAAGAAAUAGCCAAUGGCACCAUAACAAGCCAGGGAAAUGGCUUAACUCAGGAUCCAUCAAGCCAAGUUACCAAUGGAAAAGACAACAAUGAGUAUCUCUAUAUACUAAUAGUCAUGUCUUUCUAUGGAAUAUUUCUGAUGGGUAUCAUGUUGGUCUAUAUGAGGUCCAAACGGAAGGAGAAAGAAUCAAAGCUCUUUCUCCUUUAUCAAGAUGAGGAGAAACAAUGGAUGGAAAUCAGGAAAAGUGCAUCUUCAUUGUCUGUAGCCAAGCCAACCCCACCUUGCACUGUAUUUACAGUGCUACAGGAUACCUUUGCAACUGGCAGGUUCUGUACUGAUUGUAAAGGAGCAGAUAGCAGUAUCAGUUCUGAAUCUUCAUCUUCUGAUGUACACUUUACCAUCCAAGAAGAAGUCAUUGAAGGACUGGUUCAGGACAAGGCAGAUGAAAAGCCUGAAGAGCCAACUCAAAUUUCCUAG